Molecule: messenger RNA, 1956 nt
Organism: Scatophagus argus
Lineage: Eukaryota; Metazoa; Chordata; Actinopteri; Scatophagidae
Gene: pheta2
Product: PH domain containing endocytic trafficking adaptor 2
Exons: 5
Coding region: 386-1162 (258 amino acids)
Biological process (GO): endosome organization; retrograde transport, endosome to Golgi; receptor recycling
Cellular component (GO): recycling endosome; trans-Golgi network; early endosome
Source: RefSeq, a predicted model, not a curated record
UCCAGGUAGCAGUUCUUCUCGGGGAAGUUGGUUUCGACCGCCUGGUCAGGCUGAUCCGACAGCUCAGGGUCGACUUGAGCGUAGAGGAGAGAGAAUAUAAUGUGUCAGGAUUUUGUUACCAGGAAGUGGGUCGAGUUAUUUAUAUUUCAACACUUGUCCUCUCGUACCCGGCAGAGAACCAGUUGCAGUAACCUGAAACUAUAUGUUCAAACAGCGGCUGGUUCUGGAUGCAUCAGACUCAAAGAGAACAAUUCGAUUCACAUCUAGAAAUGCCAGUGACCAGCAGUUCUCAGCCUAAAGACGUCCAAAGAUAAAUCUGACUGUGACUAACGAGAGAUGAAAGAAGACAAAACAAAGUUCUGUUCAUGAAACGCAAGGUGUUGGAAUGAAGCUCCAUAAGAAGAUACUGACCCAUUACCUGUCAUGCACCUCUCCGGUAGAUAAAGAGGGGUAUCUCUACAAAAAGAAAGAGCGAAAUGCCACCUACCACCGCCGCUGGUUUGUCUUGAAGGCAAACCUGCUUUUCUACCAGGAGCGGCCUGCCGACAGACACCUGCUGGGCGUCAUUGUGCUGGAGGGCUGCACGGUCCGGCGCUCAGAGUCCGACGGGCAGUUCGCCUUUUCCCUGGUGUUUGGAGGACCGGGACUGAAAACCUACAGAUUUGCAGCCGAGGAUCAUCAGACUCAAGAGAGCUGGGUGAAGACCCUGGUGUCAUCCAGCCACUGUUACCUGUCCCUGCUGGUCCGAGACCUGAGCCGGCAGUACGAAGAAGCUAAACAGCAUCAGGGAUCUGGUGAAACCCGUAGCCGCCCGUCAGUCAGUGCCCUCAACUCAGCCCACUUCCUCCCUGUGCAGCGGCCAACAGCAGACGUCAGGGAGACCAGAAGCCUCAGUGCCAGCACCGUUUUACAGGCACCUUCUAAAGCCAUAGCUAAGAAGUCUCCCAAAAUGUGGCUCAGGAGAAACGCUCUCGUCACACCGCUUAACAGACCGGCGCCUCCGUGCAGCGAUUGGCCUUUGGUGGGGUUUGAUCACCGUGAGGAGUUUAGCAAACUUCAUGAUUAUUAUGGGCAGGAAGUGAAGAAAGCGAGAGAGGAGUGGCUGAAGAGUCGACGAGCGGAGGAGGAGCUCAGUGAUGGAGAUCUCAUCGACCUGGGCUGAAAGAAAACCGACAGUUUAGAGACCUUUUAUAAAGAGGAAGUGAGACGAGGUGGCUUGUGUGAGUUGAAAAGGAACUGAACCAGAUGUGUUGUGAGCUGCACUGCGUUUAAGAACAGUCAGCUGAAGAGCCAAGGCCACCUUAAAGUAACCGUGCAGCUGCUGGUCCCUGACUCACCUGUAGGGCCUCGAAACUGAAGAAGCUAAAUGGGAUUUUAGCCAUCACUUUGUUUUGUUUUUCCUGCUGUCGCACGUGCAUGAAAAACACCUGCUCCUGGCACCUGCACACCUGAGGCUAAUAGCAUAUUAUCAUUGUGACUUUAUUCACAUGUGGGGUAUUUAACAGUUUCACCCAUUGCAUAGAAAUAAGAUGCUUUAUAAGGCAGUAUUAAGAAGAGAUUGUUAUAAAAUUUCCACUGCGUGAAAAAAUAAAACUGAUUUGUCGUCUUCAAUGUUUCAUAAUCAGUCAAACAAAAAAAGAAUAACAUGGAAACUUGCAGUGUAUAUGGAAAUAGGAGACAGUUACAACUAGCGUAUUUUACAGUGAAAACAAAAUGAUUUCUUGUGUGUGAAUAUUAAACUCAGUUGGUUUCGGGCAGUAAAUUCCUUGAAGCAAGCAGAUGAAGAUUACAGAGCAGAGCGAAAAUAUUUUAUCUUUAAAGCAACUUGAGGAUGUAAUUUGAGGAACCACAAAGCUCAAGAAGUUAAUUUUGCUUUUGAUUUGGAGGUCAGCUGAGGAACAUCAACAGCAGAGGGCGCUGGAGGCUCAGUGUGCGGGUUCUGGUCUGCAGAAAACC